AUGAAUUUUCAUCAGUUACCGACGAGUCGUUGGAUUAAAAGUGUAUUGGUUCCAAUAAUUUCACUGAAAGGCAUCAAGAAUCAUCAAGUAUCAUUGGUACAAUUCAAAACUAGCAGUAAGACUUCUUCAUCGAGCUUCCUUGUAAAUUUCCUGAAUAUCAAUCGAGGACCUCAAUUAUUUAUGAAUUACCAUCAGAGUUGUGGUUUCCGAAAUCAAUCAACAACAGAUACUGCUUCUCCAUCAUUAUAUGAUUUAACUGCACGGGAUAUUCAUGGUAAAGAUUAUUCCUUGAGUGAUUUGAAAGGAAAGGUUUGCCUUAUUGUAAACACUGCAAGUAGUUGUGGCUUUACAAAACAAUUCGAAGAAUUACAACAACUCUAUGACAAGUACGGAGGCAGUGGAAAAUUUGAAAUAAUUGCGUUUCCCAGUAAUUCUUUCAAUCAAGAAACAGGUUCGAACGAACAAGUUUGUCAAUUUGCAAAAUCAAAAUUUAAUGUGACAUUUAAAAUCAUGGAAAAAAUAGACGUCAAUGGCGACUCUACUCAUCCAGUGUAUCAAUAUCUCAAAGAAAAGGGACCAAGUGGUCUGCUUGGAACUACUGCCAUCAAAUGGAACUUUACCAAGUUCUUGAUUGAUAAAAACGGCAAAAUUAUUGCAAGAUAUGCUCCAACGACAGCUCCAUCUUCGAUCACCAAAGAUAUUGAGAAAGCCUUAGAACAAUAA
Naegleria lovaniensis is the source of this 723-nucleotide messenger RNA. RefSeq lists its product as uncharacterized. Gene Ontology annotation, molecular function: glutathione peroxidase activity. Gene Ontology annotation, biological process: response to oxidative stress. NCBI's taxonomy places the organism in Eukaryota, Heterolobosea, Eutetramitea, Acrasida, Naegleriidae. The record is from RefSeq and is a predicted model, not a curated record. The transcript is spliced from 2 exons. The coding region runs from base 1 to 723 and encodes 240 amino acids.